Molecule: messenger RNA, 186 nt
Organism: Plasmopara halstedii
Lineage: Eukaryota; Oomycota; Peronosporomycetes; Peronosporales; Peronosporaceae
Exons: 2
Coding region: 1-186 (61 amino acids)
Source: RefSeq, a predicted model, not a curated record
AUGGUCUUACAAAGGCUUGCAUUGAAGAAUAGUUUGGCGGAUUUUAUCAAUCGAAUCUUGGAUACAAUUGCGGGGCAAUUAGAAAUUUUUUUUGCGAUAAAAGAUGACGCUGAAGUUGGUGAAGAGUUUCCUGAAGACAGUGAGGCGUUGAGAAAUUUUAAGAUCUUGUCGGCAAGUAUCUGUUGA